AUGUUUGAAAUACCGCUGUGGAUGAGACACAUCGUGCCUGAUGCAGCAUUUCUCCGCCCAGAAUUAAAGAAGAAGAAGAAGAAGAAGAAGGAGAAGGAGAGUAUUAUCGGAUCUCCGAAGUAA
This is a messenger RNA of Trichophyton benhamiae CBS 112371, 123 nucleotides long. RefSeq lists its product as uncharacterized. The transcript has a single exon. Lineage: Eukaryota; Fungi; Ascomycota; Eurotiomycetes; Onygenales; Arthrodermataceae. The coding region runs from base 1 to 123 and encodes 40 amino acids. The record is from RefSeq and is a predicted model, not a curated record.